AUUCCCGUGUCGUGAUCCACUCCGGCCUUUAUUUCGCUCCUGAAGUCAUCCUUGCUGCAGGGAGGAGCGUCGCCAAGCAUCCGUCUACCUGCGUUCAAAUUCAGCCAUACCCAGCACUUUUCCGACUUUAUGCUGUUUUUCUAAGGACCUAACUGUAUUCUUGAGGGCAACAAUGUUUUUCGACGAGGACUGUCGAGGCAAAACUGCUAUACUAUAGUAGAAGUAAACGACUUAUUAAUUGGCAAGUCAAGAUCAUCGGUUUCCUGCGCCAAGAAGAGGCAAGACAUGGUCAAUCCAGCAAACCGUUGGUAAGCGUUACGCCGUGAUGCUCAUUGUAGAACGCAUCAAUAUUACCAAAGAUAUUUUUCCAAAUUCAGUGGAAUGCUUGAGUGAUGGUGUAUAAUAUGCAUACAACUCAAUGUCUGCUACAUUAGCCAUACGCCGAUUUCUGUUUUUGAAUAACAUCAUGGUGAUUUUUCAAGUCACCCCUUGGGUGAAAACCGAAACCCAAAAAACCUCUCUGUGUCCCUUCAGCCGAUGCAAGCUACGUUAGGCUACAUGCACUGAUUACUGGAGAUUUGCUUCAGUCCUUCGCGUGACACAGCUUGCGAUGAGGUGAGGGGAAUCUCGCGUUGUGGGUCUGUCCUGCUGAACCAGCGUCUUUCACGCCAGCGGGGAGGGAGAAUGCUCUUCACGUGCCACGCCUGUGCCUGGAGCUGCUGAGGGAGGAACCUACCACUGGAAAACCAUGUCCUACCACCACCACCACCACCCACGGGGUCAGCAGCCCCGCACCAUGAGCGCUGAGGAGAGAAGUGCCACCCCCAUCCACAAGACCUCCACGCCCACGCAUAAGAGCGCCUCUUCCUCCUCCUCCUCGCAGAGAGACAGCCGGCAGGAAGCCGAUAGCUGGGAAAUUAUAGAAGGACUGAAAAUAGGGCAAACAAACGUCCUGCGCCCUGACAGGCAUGAAGGCUUCAUGCUGAAGAAGAGAAAAUGGCCGCUAAAAGGCUGGCACAAGCGCUUUUUUGUUCUGGACAAUGGCAUGCUGAAGUACUCCAAGUCCCCCAUCGAUAUUCAGAAAGGCAAACUGCACGGCAGUAUUGACGUGGGGCUGUCAGUGAUGUCCAUUAAGAAGAGAGCCCGCCGCAUCGACCUGGACACAGAGGAGCACAUCUACCAUGUGAAGGUGAAGUCUCAGGAUGUGUUUGAUGCCUGGGUGGUCAAGCUGCGUCACCACCGGCUCUAUCGGCAGAAUGAGAUUGUGCGCUCGCCACGGGACGCCACCAUCCGCACCUUCCCUCCCCCCAGCGCCAACCUGGAGUCCCCCCAAGCUGCCCCGGCCCCCGUCCACGAAGUUAAGCAGCCAAAGCCCAGCACCCUGCCCUGGCAGCCCCCCGUGUCCAGCAGCAGUCUCCCACCCACCUACAGCAACGGCCAGAGCAAGGUGGCCGCCUGGCUGCAGGAGUCCGAGGAGAUGGACAAGUGUGCGGAGGAGCUCGCGCACUGCCAGUCGAGCCUCAUCGAGCUCAGCAAGCUGCUGCAGAGUCUGGAGAUCCUGCAGAGGACCCAGUCUGCCCCCAACUUCACAGACAUGCAGACCAAUUGUGUAGAUUUAUCAAAGAAAGACAAGCGAGUGAGCAGAAGAUGGAGAACAAAAAGUGUCAGCAAAGAUGCAAAAAUGCAACUGCAGGUGCAUUCAUUAUCCCAAUCAAGAAUGGCAAAAGUCCCUCUCAGCUCCAGCAUGUCCCCAGUGCGGCUGCACUCGUCCAACCCCAACCUGUGCGCUGAGCUGGCGGACUUCCAGACCCCCGUCGCCCGCCUGACCGACAGCAUCGAAGGGGCCGGAGACUACAUCAAACUGCAGGAGGACUUCUGUCUCAUUGCCCAGAAAGUCCACUCACUGCUGAAGUCGGCCUUCAACACGGUGGCCAUUGAGAAGGAGAAGAUCAAGCAGGUACUGUCUGAGCAGGAGCAGGCUGGCCAGUCAGUACAGAUUGUCACUCUCAGACGGUCUUUAUCACAGGCCAUGUCCCAAAACGCUGAGCUGCGGACCCGCUUGAGCCGCAUCCACUCCGAGUCGGUGCUGUCCGACCAGGUGGUCAGUGUCAACGUCAUCCCCACCCCUGAAGAGGCAGAGCAGACCGUCGUGGGAAUCCCGCUCACGCAGCAAGCCUCCAAUGAGAGCCGGCUGUCCAUGUCAGACUCGGUGUCGGAAUUCUUCGACGCCCAGGAAGUGCUUCUGUCAGCGAGCUCAUCGGAAAAUGAGGCAUCAGACGAUGAGUCAUACGUCAGCGAUGUGAGCGAUAACAUUUCCGAGGACAACGCCAGCGUCAACGACAACGUCUCUCGACAAAUGCCCAAUGGGGACCUGGCGGGCAAUGCCUUUCGUAACGGACGCCGCACGUGCCUGCCCGGCCCCUCCCCGGACACCAGCAACAUCAACCUGUGGAACAUCCUGCGGAACAAUAUUGGCAAAGAUCUGUCCAAGGUGUCCAUGCCGGUGGAGCUGAACGAGCCGCUCAACACGCUGCAGCACAUGUGCGAGGAGCUGGAGUACACCGAGCUGCUGGACAAGGCCGCCGACACGGACGACCCCUACGAGCGCAUGGUCCUUGUCGCUGCGUUUGCAGUCUCAGGAUAUUCAUCCACCUUCUUCAGAGCGGGAAGCAAGCCAUUCAACCCUUUACUUGGAGAGACGUAUGAAUGUAUCCGGGAAGACAAGGGCUAUUGCUUUUUCUCGGAGCAGGUGAGCCACCAUCCACCGGUCUCGGCUUGUCACUGUGAAUCCAAAAAGUUCACGUUCUGGCAAGAUGUCAGAUGGAAAAAUAAGUUUUGGGGGAAAUCCAUGGAAAUCCUACCCAUUGGGACAGUCCACGUCAUGUUACCAAGCUAUGGAGACCACUACGAGUGGAACAAAGUCACCACCUGCGUGCACAACAUCCUGAGCGGGAGGAGGUGGAUCGAGCACUAUGGCGAGAUCACCAUCAGGAACACGAAGAGCAGCGCCUGCAUCUGCAAGCUGACGUUCGUCAAGGGGAACUACUGGAGCUCCAAUGUAAACGAGGUGCAGGGUUUCGUGAUGGACCAGGAGGGGAAGGUGGUGCACCGGCUGUUUGGGAAGUGGCACGAGGGGCUCUACUGCGGCGUCCCUCCCUCUGCCAAGUGCGUCUGGAGGCCAGGCUCCAUGCCCACGGACUAUGAGCUGUACUACGGCUUCACCCGCUUUGCCAUCGAGCUGAAUGAGCUGUGCCCCGAGAUGAAGGACCUGCUGCCACCCACCGAUGCCCGCUUCAGGCGAGAUCAGAGGUUCUUGGAGGAGGGCAACGUGGAGAUGGCAGCCGCAGAGAAGCAGCGCAUCGAGGACCUCCAGAGGACCCGGAGGAAGUGGCAUGACGAGAGCAACAGCAAGUAUCUGCCGCGCUUCUUCAAAAAAGUAGUGGAUGCCAACCAGAGAGAGAGAUGGGUGUCCAACAACACAUAUUGGGAGCUUCGCAAAGAUCCCGGCUUCAGCAAGAUGGAGAACCCUCAACUGUGGUAGCACCUGGAUGGAUGCCUUCCUGGAUGCGCUCAACAUAUCAUCAUGGCCGACAAAAGAAGCUUUACCUAUGCACAAUGGUGUUGAGAGCUAUGGCCUCCGUGUCAAGGCUACAUGCAUAACAUGUCAUGUCGGACUGCAGAACUGAGCGAUAACUAACCACAGCUACCGGCCAAAGGCCUGCAGCAUCCACUACCAUUCUACACAGUCUCACAGACUGUCUCCCCACUAACUCGCAGAACCAGGUUUGUCAGGGCAGCCCAUUUAAGACCACCAUGUAGAUCUACCCCCUCCUCAGACCAUGUCAGGCUUUUGAAUAUUUCCUUGCCUUAAGAGAAAAACACAAAAAAAACAUGAUUAUAACAAGGUUCGCUUACCACCACCACCACCGCCAAACACUGUUAGCUUUUUGUGACAGCUCUCUUGAUUUGUUACAGCGCUAUUGGUUAGGGGCGGCCAAUGUUUGAGCUUAGGUCUCACUAAACUAUACCUGUAAUGUAUCAUGCAUGCUUAGAAGGCAGCUUUCAUUGGCAUAUGCUGAAAUGACUUGUCACUUCAUUUCUAGAUUUAAAAAGUAGUGGUAUUUUUGUAAAAAACAAGAAAAAAAAGAUGAAGAAAAGUGAACACAUAAAAAUGAUAACUAAGCAUCCAGUAGUGUGAAUGGGCCAGUCACCCGCAGGUCACAGAGCCUUUUCCAUGAGCAGCCUGUAUCAUAGCAUUACUCUCUCUUGGAACAAACACAGUUCUGGUUUGAUUGUUGAGAAUGUUUCUGUGGAGUACACAUCCCUUAGCGAAGUGGACACUAGUCUUGUGCGCGCAUGCACCCAACAUUUUAUUCGUCCCGAACACGCACCCAAAGAGUAAAGGAUUUUGAGAACUGAUCUCAAAGACAAUGCGCAGCUCUGUAGUUGCCCGCUUCAGACCUAGAAGUCCCUGUCUUGCCUCUGGAAUUUCAGAGCAAUUUUACACUGGAAUUUUUCUGCUUUUACACUGUACAACAUUUGGAUGCUUUCGAACGGGUGGUACACAGCCGUGAAAAUGCCCCCACCUUCUUGCCUAGAGUCUCAGAUCUUAAAGAUUCCAUAGGCUUGUUUGACAGUCGGUUUACUUCAGUGAUGCGACAAGCUAAUGUAUGUUCUUAAUUGAAGAGUCAAACAGGUUUUAGAUGAGAAGGUGUCCACGGUUCUAUGAGCAGACCCAUCUUAGGCAAACCUAUGCAGUGUACCCCUGCUUACAUCCACCGGGAAAUGCUUAACACUGGCUCCCCCUGCUGGCUGUUAACCAGCUUUUUUACUAUGUAAGGAAACGCAGAAGGCAGUCAAAGAUUACAUGGUUUUUAACCUCAUUAAAAGAGGUCAGAUAACUGCGCUGUGAGGGAGUUAUUCAGAUAAAUACACUUUUCUUAAGCCAAAGAAAGAAUACGCAAACAGAAAUGUGAAUGUUCAAUGAGGAAGUUACAUAUUCCAGGAGAGAUUACGGUCAUGAUACAAGGCUUUACCCAACGUAUCAGUGUACAGAACAUUUAAUUUAAAGACCUUUCCAUCACCACUGCCUUGUUUUUAAGUUACACAUUCCAUGUUCUUUUCUGCCUCAUGUUCUGAGUUACUGAUCAGCAGCUUUGGAAACUGUAUUAUCAUUUUUUUUAACAUGCUUUGUUUAUUAUUGUAGUUUAUUAUAAAUAACUGGGCAAAUGCUCAAAUUGACCAUUUCACAUAGGCAGUACAACCUCCAUACGUCUGAGCAAGCAAUGUAUGCAGAUUUUUUUUUAUUGUAGACUUGUGUAAAUUAUAUUACAGACCAUAAACUU
Molecule: messenger RNA, 5345 nt
Organism: Clupea harengus (Atlantic herring)
Lineage: Eukaryota; Metazoa; Chordata; Actinopteri; Clupeiformes; Clupeidae
Gene: osbpl6
Product: oxysterol binding protein-like 6
Exons: 24
Coding region: 749-3541 (930 amino acids)
Cellular component (GO): plasma membrane; perinuclear endoplasmic reticulum; cytosol
Molecular function (GO): cholesterol binding
Source: RefSeq, a predicted model, not a curated record